Messenger RNA from Condylostylus longicornis, 372 nucleotides. RefSeq lists its product as uncharacterized. The coding region runs from base 57 to 272 and encodes 71 amino acids. The record is from RefSeq and is a predicted model, not a curated record. The transcript has 4 exons. NCBI's taxonomy places the organism in Eukaryota, Metazoa, Arthropoda, Insecta, Diptera, Dolichopodidae.
CAUUUACUGCUGUUGAAAUUUUUAAUGAAACGACGAUUUUGAUCUUUUGUACAGCAAUGAAACCCUCGCAGUCAUUUUUUCAGAAAUAUUUGGUAACUAUUGUGAUGAUUCCUUCCAUAAUAGGUAUUCAUAUAGGAUGGAAUUUCUUGCAGAAAAAUCCUACGUUGGUUAAAGAAGAAGAACGAAUUGAUCUUCCAAUAAUAACGGGCUUAAAAUAUAUGAUGAAAAGGAUAGAAAAUCCGGAUGUCUCAAAGGGUUCGGAUCCUAAAUGACGUUCAUCUUCAAUUAUAGUUAUAUGUAAUUUAUUUAAUAUGUAUACCAUCUUGUUUUAAAGUAAUAAAAUGUUUAAAUUAGUUUAUAGAUAAAUUAUAA